UGUCAGCUGGCCAUCUCGUGCCUUUGUGUGAGAGGGCGCCGACCUUCCACGGUGCUGCUCCUUGGAGUGCUGCGGAGCAGAGACUGAACUUGGGGUGACUGCACUCGAGUCCGGGUGUCUGUCCGAGGGAAGGCUUCCAGCAGCUCGGAUGUGCCCCUGAGCCUCGAGUGAGGGAGCAGGGAUGGCUGAGCUUCCUCCGAUUGUUGGGGUGGGGUGGGUCUUCGGGUGCCUCCCUCUCCGGGAAGGGCCCGCUGCCCAGCUAGGCUCUGUGGUGGGGGCAGGCCCGUCCCUGCCCUGCUGGGUGGUCUCCUCCCUAGGCUAUGGCACCUGGCCUUCUGGUGGGCUUUCCUGCCCGGCUGCUGGGCACCGAGGGGAACACCUGGUACAUGGACCAAAGUACAGCUGCUGGUGGUUCCUUCUGUGUCAUGUCUCACUGUGGAGCUGGAAGUAAGCCUGUCCUCAGCUUGGUGCGGGGAAGGAGCUGAAGCUUGGCACCAGCAGGGCCCAGGUGUGCAGGGAGCCGCUCAUGUGCCGGCCUCCUUUGCCUAUGCCUUGUCCUGGACAUGGUGACAUGGGAUGAUGGCUGGCCUGUGGUGGCUGUGGGCCGUGCUGUUGUUCUGCUCCUUUCCCUGGUACCUGCAGCACACUGCUGUCUGAGAGCACAGGGCUUGCUGUGGGAACCGUCCUUCCCUGUUGCCAACGCUUGCCAGAGGCAGGCUCUCUGACUUGUCAGGGUUUACUCACACACUUUAAUAGGGGGGGAAAAAAAAGGGAGGGGGGCAGCUGUUUGGUUUUUUUAAUCUGUUCUUAAACUGAGUUUGACUGAACCUCUGUUGCAUGCAGUCAACUAUCUCGUGGUAUGUAGCCCUUGCUGGGAUCCUGUGUGGGACCUUCCUGGAAGGGUGGGAGGAUGGAGGUGCUCAGUGCUGCAUGGCUUCGGGUUUGCCUGGGCCACAGCUAGGUCAGUACCUCUCAUCCAACAAGGUCACCCUGCAUCACUUCAUUCAGUAGUCCUCACGGUCCUCUUUCCCCUAGGGAUGGGCUGGGAGUUGGGGGAGAGGCCCAGCUCUGUCCUUGGGUUGCCUCUUACUACUAUUGCUCCGGAGAUGAGAUCUUGGUCCCUUGUAUCCCCACCAGGGGUGUGUUUAGGGUACCCAGAAGGUGAGAGCGUGGCUUGGACCACACCUGGAAGGCUGUUGGGGUCUCAGACUACUGUCUGCAACGUUAGAGGACAGUGCUAUUUGAGCAUUCCAGUUUCUCUCCCCAGCAGCCCUGCAGUGGUCUUGCUGCCUGCCUGUCCUUCCCAGGCUGCAGUGACAGCUUCAAGGGAUACACAGAGCUUCUUCCUCUCCCUACAGACACAGGUCUCUGCACUGUGCUGUUCUCACCGCCUUAGCUCUGCUGCUGACAAGGAGCAGAACCAUGGAAUUGAUUUUGGUCCAUAAAAAGCAACAGGUGUUGCCUGGCUGUGGUGACAAAAUCUAAACCUGUUGGGUGAUUCAGGCAGUCUCAGAGCUCUGUGUGUGACACAGGGCUUGGCUGGUGGAGGAAGUUGUCCUCUGGCACGGCGUGCAGGAAUGUGCCUCAGUGUGAGGCUGCUGGGAAGGGGCUGGAUCUGCAGGCUGCAGAACAAAGUACUGGAGUUCCCCUAGGUGACUGCAGCCUUCUGUUGGCUCUUGCCCUUGUGCAGGGGGCUGCUGGGGACGGGAAGGACGCAGCACUGUUUCUUCAGGCUUGGCCCGUUCCUGUCACGGGGACUCAUGGCAGUAGGCUGAUGAGUGUUGGGUCAUGAGUGUGUCUGGCUCCUGCGUGUCUCAUGUCUACUGCUGAGCUGCCUGCCUUCCAGUCAGGAGAGCUGCUGUGUCCCUCUGCCUUCCUUGUCCAGUAACUGGUACACAGGAAUGGACCGAUGGGGGGUGACUGCUGGGUUCAUGUUUCUGUGUCACCUGGGUGUGGUGAGGUCCUCCUGCACCAAAGUGUGCAGUCCAUCUCCCUUCCUUAUUUCCUUACAGAGGAAGCAGAGUUUUCCCAAUGUGUGGUACUGCUUCCUCAUUGUGGCCCAUAUCUGAGCAACCCGGCACGGAGGGGUGAGGUGGGUGGUGGGGUGCGGAGGGAAGUUGGUGACUAAGCACCACAAGAUGCCAGGUGUGGUGCUGGGAUGUACAGCCCUUACCGGACUGCCUGUCUUUUACCUCUGCUCUGUGUUCCUGUUAAGGUAGAGGCUGGUGGGUGGUGCAGUGCCUGAUGUGCUCCUGGUGCACGUGGGUGUUGGGGCUCAGGCAGGUGGUAAUGAGCUGGCAGCAGGUUCCAUGCUUCCUUUCUCUUCAGAGGGACCAGCCACCCUCCAGGGGUUGGUCACUGAGGGGCUGACACCUGGACAGUUUGUCCUCCUGCCCCUACCUUGUGUGCUGCAGCUCCAUGGUGACCUCAUGCCGCAGCACUCUGGCCUCUGUCCACUGCAGACAUGUUUGUGGCUGUGUGGGCUGGGGGUCUGAUCUGGGCUGAGCAUUUCUUUCCUCUGUAGAUGUGAUUCUAAACAGUUGGUUGCUCAGAUGCUUGUGCUGAUGAGAGCAGGAUUUCUUCUGCCUGCGUGGCCUAAACAGGUUGUGAAACCACAGCCCGGCCUGUUGGUGAGGCAGAAGGAGGGGGUGGCUCUGUGGCUGUGGGUGCUGGUGUGGUGUCAGUAGACGUGUGGGUGCCCAACUCAGCAACACAGACUGGAGGUUUCUAUCUAGAAGUGGCCAGUUCUGCCACGCAGCAAGGAGGGUAGAGGCUGGAGGGAGUUGGGCAAGCAGGAUGGGAAAGCAAGCCCUGGGACUGGCCCUCCUGCAGCCUGGCUGGGUGCUGCUGUGGGUCUGGGUACUCUUCUAGAAUGUAGGUGACCCCAGGAAAGGUCCCAGCCAGCACUGGAUGGGCUGGUGGCAGCAACAGCUUGCUGGGCUCCUGUGCAAGGGCAGGAGCUACUGUCAUGUCUCUGUUCUGGCCCUGAUGGCUCCUGUUCCUAUGGGCGUUGGCUCCAAUUACAGUGAACGCUGCUCAAAGUUCACUGCCUUCCUGCUACUCUGGCCUGGGCCUGGUGUGGGCAGCCUGGAAGGCAUGGAUCUCACCUGUGUCAGCUUCUGAGCAAGGGCUGGAGAACAGCUGGGGGAUGAGCUGCUCUCAUGCCACUUUUGCAAGUGCAGAAUUGCUGGUAGAGACCAAUUAUUAGGGGCGACGCAGGUGGGAUCACUCCCAGGAGCACGACAGUCUCAGAGGAGGUGAAUAUGGAGAACUGAUUCUACCCAGGCCAGGAGGAAGAAGGUGUCCGUCUGUUCUCACCUGAUGAAUGUUCCUCUCCCCACCUUUUACACAGUGCUCGGGCCUCAGAUUUGCUGUUUUAUCUGGUCUGCCUCUGCAGCAAUGCUCCCAGCACUGGCCCGGCAGGCCAGGGAAGUGGUGCUGGCUCUCGCCGGGCAGCGCGUGGGUAGCUGUGCCGGGCGGGAGGGAGCAUGGUGAACUGCAAAGACGAGUUUUUCCGACCUAGGAGGGUGGGUCACCAUGUUUGCGUGUUCCUGGCAGGCCCCUUGCCCAGUGGAGUAACGCAUUCUUCCAAGCAUGUUGCUGCAUGCACAGCUGUUUGCCGUGCCUGGCUCCGGGCGGGCUGAGUUGCUUCAAGGUGUGUGUGGGGAGUGGUGGGGGGGAGAUGGCCUUGUCUGAUGCUCGCAGAAGCUACUGGGGGAGCAGGGGACAGCCUGGAUGUGCUGUGGAGCCUCUACUGCAGCCCCAGCAAGCAGGUGUCUGCAGGGUUAUGGUGCUAUUGCCUCCUCAGCUCUGCAAAUACUGAGCCCAUCUUCAGAGCCUUCUGGGCACGGUUGUGUCCCCAUGGGAGACUGCUUGGGGCUGGGAUCUAGCACCUGCUGCCUUCUGCUUGUGAGAUGCUUGCUGCCUCAGGCAGGAGCACGCAACCACCACGCACGAUAGAUCCUCACAUGCAGUCCUUGGAGGUAGGAUGCGUCCCUUGGGGAGUGGGCCCAGCCGUGCUGUGCUGGCUGGUGGGGUGGCUGUGCCCAUGCCCUGUCCCAGGUGCCUGUGUGCUAUGCUGGGGCAGUGGGGAGCAGCCCUUGGCAGGACGUGGUGUUUAGAAGCAUACGGGAAAGGGAAGCCACGAUGUCAUUUCCCGUCUGACCAGGAAAUGCAGGUUUCCUUCCCCUUGGAUGCUGCAGGAGCCUGGGAAGCUGCCUCUCAGCAAGCGGGCCAAGGGGAUCUGCAGCCAAAUGUAGGGCUGGGGAGCAGCUUGAGCUGCGGGCUGGGGUAGGAUGCUUCCCCCAUGGUUUUCCUUCACCCGUUCAUUACUCCUUUUGGCAAGGUCCUCUAAAUUCACUCGGAGUGGAUUCAUACGUGCAAUUAGAGAGCGGGGGCAUCCGAUGAGGUCAUGCUGAAUGGAGAUGGGCUUUUGUUGGCUGCCUCCUCCUGCCCAGCCCUGGCUGAUGGGUGCUGUGACUCAGCCCACUGCCUGCCCAGGAGCUGAGGCCAUCCAGAGUGAGGGGAGGGCGUCCUGCUGCUGCCACAGGGCCAUCUUGGAGAUACCCUGUGUGCCGCUCCCACCCCAAGCAUGAGCUCACCGCCUGCUUGUUUGCUCUUUGUGGGGAGAGGUGUGUGACCAGCCUGGCUGCGGGUUAGUGUGUGGGAUGGGCAGAGAAGGAAAGGAAGCUGCCUUUGUGUCUGGGUGUCUGUUAUGGCGGACAGGGAGAGACCGUUCAUGGGGCUAGGUGGGGGAUUUCGUGCUCCUGCUCUUCUCCAUCUCCUUUGUUCCUUGUGACUUUGGAAUUCCUGGUAGGGCUGGCAGACUUCCCUGGCUGGCACUCUCUGGACAAGCCAGGUGCAGUGCCCUCCUGAUGUGCAGCGCUGUCAGGGCAAUUCCCUGUUAGUCCCAGCCCCCUGAGCCUUUGUGCCCUGGUCAGCCCUCUGACAUGAGUAAGCCAUGUGGGGGCUGCAGUUGUUGGAAGAGGAAAUGAUCUCAAGUGGCUUUGCUGGGAAGAGGGAAGCAUGGCUGUAGAGAGAGCUCUGCCUUAGGAAUGGAGUGAAAUCCCCCUGUCUGAUGGCUGGUCUGGUGCUGAGAUGUGCUGUUUGUGCCCUGGGCUUUGCUGACCGUGGGUGCCUGUGCCUGCGGCUGGAUGGAGGGAGGCUUCCUUUAGGGCUGCUGAGAGUGCGGGCCUCUGUGCUGCAGCCUCCUGCUUGGAGGCAGCCAGCAUUAGAUGUGAGCUCCCAGGUGGGUGCAGUGCCCUUGCCCGUCUGCUUGGGCUCAGUGGGGGCAGCUCUUGCCAUGUGAUUUAAUGAGAUUUAAUUGAAGGGACUUUGCACCCUCAGCUCUGUAGUACAGCUCUUAUCUCAGCAGUGCGGGGCUGGUGUUUGCUUUCCCUGUGGGAGAGAGGCGGCUGAAUGUGAAAGUUCAGCCUGUCGGUGGGUGGGGGGAGAGGUGGAGUGAAGGCCAGGGAUGUGGUGGUAGGGAGCAGGGUGGCUGGAGCUGGGGUGCAGAAUUAUGGGUUUUGGAGCAUUCUGCUUGCGUAGGGGCUUCCGUGUCCCUCAUCCUGGUGGCUGCUGUCCCUAGAGCAAGGCAUAGGGCCCAGGAGCUGCCGGGGAGCUGCCUUGGAGCUCCUCAGGGUGGGGAGCUGGGGACUACCCCUUCCCUGCGGGGCCCAGGAGCCUGCUGGCCGCCGGAGUGCAGCCUGCCCCAGGAAUGCUCUGGCCCCGUUCCCAGAAUCCGGCACUUGGUGUUUGUUUGUUGCUGUGCCCCUGAGGUCUGGUGCUACUGUGACAGGAAGCGGGAACGCCGGGGGGAGGGAGGCUGGCCGGCUGUGGAUGUGCCUGUGAAAUCCCUUUGUCCCUGCAGAGCGCUCAGCUGCAAAUUCCCACAGAGAGGAGAGAGCCGCCUUUGUGCUGCUAAAGGGCUCCCAACAUGUGAAACCCCCAGGCUGGGGGACUGGGGUGGGAGCUCAGCGCAGGAGCGGCAGGCCCCCGCCUCCCUGCUGUCCUUGGGCACGUGGGGGGCAUGCGGGAAGGGGACCCUUGGGGUGAUGUGCUGGGUGUUGCUGGCAGGAAGGGGGGGCCCUGGGCCCAGCUCUCUGAGCCUGCCUAGAGGUCUCACCCUGCCUGGGUUGGACAGUGGCUUUGGAGUGUGGCAGCCCCCACCCUGCGGAGCACCCCGGGACAGCUGCCCUGGGGCUGGAUUGCUGACAUACCAGCAGAACAAGCCUUGCUCUCUGCGGCCAGCCCUUUCUUUCUGUGGCCAGUCUCGUGCUGUUCCUUUCUCCUUCCCCGGGGGCAGCCCUGAUUGCCCUGUGUGGGCUGGGCCCAGCUCUUUGGUCCCUGGUGCAGCAGAAGGCACUGAGCAUCUGCCCUGUUCCUGGUGGGGCUUGUCUCCUGCCAGAAGGUUGCCCACCACAUUUCCCAACCUCUGUGUGUGUCCAGGCUGGUCCUUGGGACUUGAUCUCUAUCGUGCAUUCCUGCCCUUGUUGGGGGUGUGUGUGUGUGCCACGUCUGCUUCCUCACUCCAGCCUGGUGCGCAGGCCCCACCCUGCUCUUAUCUCUCCCCUCUUAUCAUCCUGCCUUGGCUGCUGGCCCUUUCCCUUAUACGGCCUGCUAUUGUGUCUGCCUGCAUCCCUCCAGGUAACUCCCUCUGCAAAGGAGGCUUUCCUAACAGAGACCACAGCCCUCGUGGCAGUAAGUGAGGCAGGCUGGGCCACUGUCCUGCUGCUGGUUGGACCAGUUGUGUGCUAUGAGCGCAGAGUAACUCUCUUCACUGUGGCCGCUCCUCGUGGUUCCUCCUGCCUCAACUCCUGCCAAGGCCUGGUGAUAUGGGCUGGGCCACCCGUGGGGCAGGGAGUGGUCCUGUCAGCACAAGUAGCUCCUGGGAUGUUGACUGUCCUUCCUGCAUGGGCAGCAGUCUGUCCAAAGUCCAUUCUGUGUCCUCUGCAACCUCCAGGCUUCUGGAUAAGGAUCUGCCUUGGACACAGCUCUCCUCCUCACAUGUGGGAGCUGUAGAUCAGCCAUACUGCUUCCCUGUGGCUGUUCUCAGGGUGGGCCAUGGGCUGCUCUGGCUUCGGAGGUGCAUCCAGAAGAUUGUUGUGUUCUCCUGAUCAUGAUCCCAUUCCAUGUGUUUGUGUUCAACUCACGGCUUCCCUACCUCAAACAGUGCUGACCUACUGCACCUUGAUUAGCAUUAGUGCUUGCCUCCCUGCGCAGUGUGAGGGCUGCUCAUUGCUCUCUGAGCCUGGACCCUCUGCUCAGGAGUGUGGAAAGAUGCCAGAGAUGUUGGUUCAUUUAUUUUUUAGCUAAUUGAGACUGACCGAGAGCCUGUGGUGAAUUAGUGGGGAUGUGAACCAGUGCAGAGCAUCAAGUGUAAUGCACUGAGAGCUCAGACAAUUGCAGGCUUCAAUUAUUGAUGGGGCUUCUGUUUUUACUAGGUGCAUCACGAUAGGUAGAUGGAACCUGGAGAAUUUGUUGCUUCCUCCCUGGGGAGGACAGGGUCCUGGUCCUGAGAGCUGUCCGUGUUCCUUGCUGAAGGGCGGGCAGCCAGCUGGCUCUGAGCCCCUCAAAUGGAUAGGGCAAGGCUAAUUACUGGGGCGAUGUUGCCAUUUUUCUUGUCUAGCAGUUGAGGCAGCGUGCCUGGCAGGCCUGCCUGGCCUCAGCCCUACUGUCUCUGCCACGUCUCCUCCAGCCCUGUGACCCAGCACAGGGUGAGGGGCUGUGUCUGUCCUGGUGGAGGAGGAGGCAGCUCUGCUUCUGCCUGCAGCUGCGGGCGGUGUCCUGUGGGGGGAACAAACCUUGUCCUGUGUGGAACAGGUGUGUGAGGGGCACCAACAGACAGGAAAGUUGCUGGGGGUGGGGAAUGGCAGCCCGAGCUGCUGUGAUACUGUCUCCCUCUGUGCCAUGACAAGGGCUGUAGGUGUGCCUCCUAGCAGGGAGCUGGGCAGGGCUGAUGUGGUGGCGGUGGCUUCUGUCUUCCUGGCUUGAACUUUGCCCAAAAAAAUCCUCAGUGCUGAGGGAGCGACCUUAACUGCAGCCGUCUUGGGAGUGGGGCCGGAACGGGUCCUUGUGAAAACCCAGCAGAGGGCCUGUAUGCUUGAGUUGCUUUAUGCACUGCAGCAGUUGGUGCUUGUCAAGCCUGCUGUGUCUUAUCUGUAGGAUCUUGUCUAUGCUCUGCCUGUGGUGUCCUGUUCCCUGUCUGCCAGCUUAGGGUCAGUCUCCCUGGCCAACAGGAACCUUUCCUGGUGGGGAGCCUUCAAGGCUUGAACUCCAUCCUCCAGCAGAGUAGGGUGUGGGUGAACUCCAGGUGGGUAUGGCUGUGAUUGGUCCCUGAAAGUUAUUUUUCCAGGUGAAGUAUUUGGUUUUGGGGCAGGCAACUAUCCCAAGAGUCGGGAACAGAAGGGUCUAGGAAAAAGGUCCAGAACUCUUCCACUGGGCUCUUCAGCACAGCACAUCUCUGUUGUAGACUAGCUUCAGCGGCUCAGAGAGCAGUACAGAGCUGUCCUGGCACUGGAAAGUGGGGAAAAUGAGACCAGAAGGACUGGGGUGUCAAGCAUUCUGGGUGCAUGCAUUGGUCCCUGGGGGGUGUGGGAUGAGCACUGCGGUGUUCCUCGUGCCCUGGGGUAGGAGCUGCUUGGGGAUGUGCUUUCUCUUCAGGCUUUUUGGUUUUGCCCUGAACCAAGCCAGCUGAAAUAUUUUUGGCUUGCUGGGUUUUUUAAGUAAUGGGUGUGUCAGAGAGUGCCUCUCAUGAUGAAAAGGCUUUCAUGAAGCCGUCCUCAAAGAUGGUCAUGGUCUGGCUUCGGAAAAAUGCUCUGUGUAGUUGUAUCUUUAGAGGCGGGGGACGAGGAGGGGGGAAUGGGUGCAAAGCAAUCCCUGGAAUUUCGUCCUUUGCUUUGUGGGAUGCAGCUCACUCAGCUUGGAGCUGUCACAUGCAGCUUGCUCCCUCCUCUUCCCUCCUGCUUUGUGUCUCAGUCUGGAGAUGGCUCUUGCCCUGAGUUGCCAUGGACAGGCAGCAGAAGGCUGUGCCCAGGGAUCUGCUCCCCAGGACUGUGGUAUGUGAGCCAGCAGGGAGUUGGCAGAAGGCAGAGAUUUGGGGCAGACCCUCAGCAGCUGGGAAGGCAUGUGGCUGGGAUGCUGCUUGGGGUGUGUGUGCCAGCUGGUACUGGGGAAGGGCUGUGCUCUAUCUUCUGCUGGGGUGGAUGUUUGUGAGUGCAAGGGAGCAACGAGAGUGGGUGAGGACCGGUCCUGUUCCUUCCCCCGCUGCUGUAUGUUUACUCCCUGUGGAAGGGGCAGGAAGGAAACAGCCUCAUGGCUGCUCCAGCCCCUUAUCUGGAUCCCUUAAUGGCACUGCGAGUUCCAUUGUUAGCAUCCACAUUCUCUGGGCUGUGUUCCCAGGGGACGUGUGGAGGUGGGGACCAGUGGGGACAUGGGCCAGAGCAGCAUUGCUGGCUGUGUGGGGCCAGCCUGGUGGCUGUGUGGAGCUGGGAGGAUCUACUGGGGUGGCUGUCCCACCGCGUACCUUCCAGCAGCAGCAGCAAACUCCCGCAGUGCUGCUGCGUGUGGAGGGUUGUGUUGUGCAGGAGCUCUUUUCUGUCAGGGGCUGUUUCUUCCUUUUAAAGGGCUUGGUGAAAUGCUGUGCUGGAAGUGAGUGCUCCUCCAAUCGGAACCUGCCAGCAAUGGUUCUGGCUGGGAUCUUGGGUGCUCUGUUGGCAUAGGGUGUCUGUGGGUGGUAGGACCAUCCCAUGCUUCUGGGGAAGCCUGGGCACCUGCUGGCUGCGUUGCAUGGGACUGCAAGCACUGCCCUCCUGCAGCCUCACAGCAGUACAGGCUAUGGGGCUGGGCACUGCGACCUUGCCUUGUGUCUGUGGGGGCUGUCACCAAGCUCUAGGGUGGCCCUGGAGGCUGAGGAGCUGAGUCCCCCCCCCUCGAAUCAGAGGGAUGCCCACCAUGGGUGGGGGGUGUUUAAUUUGAGGGUGAAAGCUGAGUUCUUAUGGGGCUGGGACAGGGAAGCAUGGUGACCUGGAGUCUCAUCUCUGCUGGGCACUGCACAGGCACACGUAGAACUGGAUUUUUUUAAUUGGUGAAGACAGACUACAGAGUGGUGGCAACCAGAUGUUGGGGUGUGCUGCAGGCAGCCUCUGAAGCACAUGGAAAAAAUCCACCCUGCUUUGCUGAUUUGGUCACAGUGAUGUCUGAUGGUGCUGGGGCAGAUGGACUCCUUGGGAGUCUGUGGGAAGCUCUGGGGCAGGCAGAGCCACAGGAGAUUAUUUGGACUCAUUGGCAGCGAGGGAGGCAUUUUAGGAAGUGUUUAAUCUGAAUACUCUUGAGUUAAUGUGGAAAAUAAGUAAGAAUUAAAAAUGAUGUUAAAAAAAAAAACAAACAAAAACCCACUCUGCUCUGAGUGCCUCUGACCCAGCACUGGCUUCAGGCUGAAACUGGAGGGACAGGGCUGCUGGGGGUGAGGGGCUGGAGGAGAUGGGUACUGUGUAAGGGUGGCAGUGCCUGUGUUCCUGGCCCUGGGUUGGCACUGGAAGAGUGGGCAAAGCUGGUGCUGUGCUGGAGACCGUGGGAAAGCAGUUCCUGCGUUGGCUGCCUGGCUCGAGCGAGUCCCCACACGCCUGCCGUGACUACGCGGGUUUGGGAAAACCUCCUGUGGGCUUGCCGGGGCUUGGCUGAGGAGGUGGAGGGCCAGGCCGGUGGUGUUCCUCAUCAGCAGGAGCAGUUGGAGGGGCUGCAGUAUCUGAGGGAGCUGUUGCAGAGACAGUGCUGAGCCUGCAGCUGUCCCAGCCCCGUUCUUCAGAAGGAGAGGAGACCCUUCCUCAGCCUGUGUCCCCUUCCCUGCCUUCUGAUUCAAGUUUGCUGGUGAUUUGACCCCAUUCUCCUGCUGUCCCUGCAGCUCUCUUCUUCCUGCUUCCUCCCUGUGGUGGCUGGGCUAUUUCUCCCAUGACUCUCUACGUCUAGACCUGGCUGUCCCGCGCCUUUGCCAAUCACACCCGAGCUUCCUCCUCUGACAGUGAAGAGUGGGGCUCCUCCCCUUCUGGGUCACUUUUCCUCCUCUCACUUUGACACCAAGCCAGCUCUGCUUGUGCCUCCCUGUGCCCUUCGCCCCUUCCCCGCCCGUCCUGGGUAACCGUCACCCAUGGAUGACUCGGAAGUGGAGUCAACCGCCAGCAUCCUUGCCUCUGUCAAGGAGCAGGAGGCGCAGUUUGAGAAGCUGACACGGGCGCUGGAGGAGGAGCGGCGCCAUGUCUCAGCCCAGCUGGAACGAGUGCGGGUCUCCCCACAGGACGCCGGCCCGGGCUUGGCCAACGGCACACUCUCCCGGCGGCACCAGAACGGCCGUUUCUUGGGUGAUGCUGACCUGGAAAGACAGAAGUUCCCAGAUCUGAAACUCAACGGACCACAGGACCACAGCCACCUCUUGUACAGCACAAUCCCCAGAAUGCAGGAUCCAGGCCAGAUCGUGGAGGAGACGUACACCAUGGAGGAGGACCCAGAAGGGGCCAUGUCUGUUGUGUCUGUGGAGACAUCGGAUGAUGGGACAACCCGGCGCACAGAGACCACGGUGAAGAAAGUGGUGAAGACUGUGACCACCCGGACAGUGCAGCAGGUCCCCAUGGGGCCUGAUGGGUUACCCUUGGAAACCUCUCCUGUCACCAGCAACUACGUCCAGACAAUGGACAGGAACUUCCGCAAGAAUGGCAACGGUGGCCCUGGCAGCUACCUGAGCCAGCCAGGCACAGCCACGCUUCCUCGCAACUACCAUUACCCCGAUGGCUAUGGCCGCCCCUAUGAUGACAGCUACCCGGGCAGCGAUCACAGCUACGGCAGCCUGUCCCGUGUCACUCGCAUUGACGAGCGUUAUCGCCCAUCUAUGGACGCUUACCGGGCCCCCAGCCGCCAGGACAUCUAUGGCCCCCAGCCUCAAGUGCGAGUCGGGGGCAGUAACAUGGACCUCAACCAUUUCCACCCUGAGUCAUAUGGCCUAGAAGACGACCAACGCAGUGUGGGCUUCGAUGAUGUGGACUACGGGCUUAUGUCUGACUAUGGCACAGCCAGGAGAGCAGGGACGCCAUCCGAUGCUCGACGUCGGCUCAGGAGUUACGAAGACAUGCUGGUGGAUGAAGUGGCUCCUGACCGGUACUACUGGGCCCCCCUGGCUCAGCAUGAGCGGGGCAGCUUGGCCAGCCUGGACAGCCUGCGGAAAGGAGCGCCGGCCCCGGGCAACUGGCGUCAGCCAGAGCUGCCAGAGGUGAUAGCGAUGCUGAGCUUCCGCCUGGAUGCUGUCAAGUCCAAUGCAGCUGCUUACCUGCAGCACCUGUGUUACCGUAACGACAAGGUGAAGACGGAGGUGCGCAAGCUGAAAGGCAUUCCGGUGCUGGUGGGAUUGUUGGACCACCCCAAGAAAGAGGUGCAUUAUGGUGCCUGCGGUGCCCUUAAGAACAUCUCCUUCGGCAAGGACCAAGACAACAAGAUUGCCAUCAAGAACUGCGAUGGGGUGCCUGCUCUGGUGCGCCUGUUACGAAAGACCCACGAUAUGGACCUCACGGAGGUCAUCACAGGAACACUGUGGAACCUGUCUUCGCAUGACUCCAUCAAGAUGGCCAUUGUGGAUCAUGCACUGCAUGCCCUGACUGAUGAGGUUGUCAUCCCCCGCUCAGGCUGGGAGCGAGAACCCAAUGAGGACUCAAAACCCCGUCAUAUUGAGUGGGAAUCAGUACUUACCAACACUGCUGGAUGCCUUAGGAACGUGAGCUCAGAGCGGAGUGAAGCCCGUCGGAAGCUGCGAGAAUGUGAUGGGCUGGUGGAUGCCCUGAUAUACAUCAUCCAGUCUGAGAUUGGCCAGAAGGACUCAGAUAGCAAGCUGGUGGAGAAUUGUGUGUGCCUGCUGAGAAACUUGUCUUACCAAGUCCAUCGUGAGAUCCCCCAUGCUGAGCGAUACCAAGAGACUCCUCUGGUCCCCACCAACAAUGCUGGGCCCCACGCUGCAAGCUGCUUCGGUGCCAAGAAGGGCAAAGACGAAUGGUUCUCCAGAGGUAAAAAGCUCCCUGAGGAUCCUGGUGCAGAUACAGUGGAUUUUCCCAAAAGAACAAGUCCAGCCAAAGGCUACGAGCUCCUCUUCCAGCCAGAAGUGGUCCGGAUAUACAUCUCUCUGUUAAAGGAAAGCAAGACUCCAGCCAUCCUAGAGGCUUCAGCAGGAGCAAUUCAGAAUCUGUGUGCUGGCAGUUGGACGUAUGGCCGGUGCAUCCGCUCAGCACUCCGCCAGGAGAAGGGACUCUCUGCCAUCGCUGACCUCCUGACCCAUGACAGUGAGCGUGUGGUGAAAGCAGCAUCCGGAGCCCUCCGCAACCUGGCUGUUGACUUACGUAACAAAGAGCUGAUAGGUAAACAUGCCAUCCCCAACCUAGUGAAGAACCUGCCUGGAGGCCAGCAGACUCCAGCCAAAAACCUCUCUGAGGAUACAGUGGUGUCCAUCCUCAACACCAUCAAUGAAGUCAUUGUAGACAACCUUGAGGCUGCCAAGAAGUUGCGGGAAACGCAAGGGAUUGAGAAGUUGGUGCUGAUCAACAAAACUGGGAACCGCUCAGAGAGAGAAGUCCGAGCAGCUGCCCUCGUCUUGCAGACAGUCUGGGGAUAUAAAGAGCUGCGGAAGCCCCUGGAGAAGGAAGGCUGGAAGAAGUCAGAUUUCCAGGUGAACCUGAGCAAUUCCUCUCGGACCCAAGGGGGAAACUCAUUUGAUGACAGCACCUUGCCUCUCAUCGACAGGAACCAAAAGACAGACAAGAAAUCCUCCCGGGAGGAGAUCCAGAUGAGCAACAUGGGACCAGACAACUAUUCCACACUUAAUGAGAUGGACCACAGCAGGACACUGGACCGAUCUGGUGAUCUUGGAGACACAGAGCCAGUGAAGGCAGCACCAUUGAUGGAGGAGGAGGGGCAGGAAUCCCAGCCUGAGGCAGAGGAAGAUUCUGCUGUGUUUUCCCCUGUGUCGAAGAUCUAGCUGCUAUCCCUGCCUCCGCUCAAUUUGGUUGAUAAUAUAUUUUAUAUAUAUAAAUAUAUAUAACUCUUCGUGGUGGAAUGGACCGAAUUUUUUUUCAACUGUUUUUUUGCUGGACUGUUUGUGCCAACUAGCCAGCCAAACGACUGGGCCUAGUCCCACGGGAGGCAGCCCAGGCCACUCUGCCUCCUCUCGGUAGCUGCACCUCCCCAUUCUGGGACAACUAUCAAUAACUCUUCCUCCUUAUCCUCCACCACCUCCUUCCUUCAGAGAGGAGGCCCUCCUGCCUGACUGCCUGCGCCAACCGGCAAGGAUGCUGCAAAACAAUUCCAGACCUCUGCCUUGACCAGGAUCUGCCUUCUCUGCCUCUCCUUCUUUCUGCUUGGAGUCUGCUGUGGGGACAGGGACCAAGACCUUACUCGCCACCUCCCUUUGUUGCCUAUAGGAUAUUUUUUUUUUGUGUGGGAUCACUCUUCACCUGAGGCUGCAGGGACAAGAGCAUCCCUCCCUGGUGGCAGCAGGACUAGGAUGCGAAGGCGGCUAGAGUCACAGGGGUGUUGGUGGAAAGGAGAAGCAGCAAUAACUCUUCUUGCUUUGCUCUAGAUGAGGCUUUGGGGGUGUGGGAAGAGGGAUCUAUCUAGCUCUGACAGUUUGGUCUGGCUCUGGAUCCUGCUGGAGGGAACAGGGGCUCUGGAUGGGGCCCUUGAAAGAGGAGGGAUCCUUAUGUAGGGUGAGGGUCUGUGUGGUGUAUGUGGGACAGGCCUCAGUUCCCUGGGGGUGAUCGUUCCCUGGGGGUGAUCGUUCCCUGGGGGUGAUCGUUCCCUGGGGGUGAUCGUUCCCUGGGGGUGAUC
Molecule: messenger RNA, 14853 nt
Organism: Numida meleagris (helmeted guineafowl)
Lineage: Eukaryota; Metazoa; Chordata; Aves; Galliformes; Numididae
Gene: CTNND1
Product: catenin delta 1
Exons: 20
Coding region: 11144-14005 (953 amino acids)
Biological process (GO): cell-cell adhesion; cell-cell junction assembly
Cellular component (GO): cytoplasm; nucleus; plasma membrane
Molecular function (GO): cadherin binding
Source: RefSeq, a predicted model, not a curated record